Molecule: messenger RNA, 1708 nt
Organism: Arachis ipaensis
Lineage: Eukaryota; Viridiplantae; Streptophyta; Magnoliopsida; Fabales; Fabaceae
Product: mitochondrial inner membrane protein OXA1-like
Biological process (GO): protein insertion into mitochondrial inner membrane from matrix
Cellular component (GO): mitochondrial inner membrane
Molecular function (GO): membrane insertase activity
Source: RefSeq, a predicted model, not a curated record
AAAAAACUCCAAAAUAUGAAACGACAGCGUUUUUGAUUUGGAGAAACAAACGCUAAGCUACCACUACCAGUAAACAGCAGUCCAGCAGCAUUAGGCUCUUCCGCCACCCAGCUGCACUGAUCCACCGUACUCAAAUUCAAGUUCUCACCAAUGGCUUAUCGACGCUACCUCCUGCGAAGAACCAACCUCUCAAACUGCAACUUCCAUCCUUCUUUCAGCUACGUUCUCCACCACACCAUCGACGAACCCAACCAACGGCAACAAGAAAAACCGGUUCCAGCGGCAAUAACUAGUUUGAUCCAAGCGCGGUCCUUCGGGAGCUUCCUCAAUGGAACAACGGGGUUCGGUGCUUCUUCUAAACGAAGAACGAUUUUCAAUAACACGUUUUCUGGAUAUAGUUUGUGCCGAUACAUGUCUACGUUGAAUGAUGAUUCCGAUAAGAUCAAUUUCGGGAUCGACGUGGCAGAUGUGCUCGCCGAAACGACCAUUGAUACCGUAGCUUCUCAGGCUGGUUCCGUCGUCGACGAAGUUGCUAUUGCCGCCGCUGAUUCUCUUUUACCGGCGAAGAUGGUGCAGUAUGCCAUCGACUAUGUGCAUUCCUUCACUGGCAUGAACUGGUGGGCGGCCAUAGUUUUGACAACCUUCUUGGUUCGAAUCGCAACAAUUCCAUUUUUAGUAAAUCAACUUAAGGCUAAUUCCAGAUUCACUGUAUUGAGGCUUAAAGUAGAUGAAAUAAAGGCACAGAUGGAAGACAAGGCAUCGGAUCCUGCAGCUGUUGCCGAAGGUCAGAAACAAAUUGAGAAGCUAUUUAAGGAAUAUGGUGUGAGUCCAUUUCCAUCAUUGCAGGGGGUCUUUAUUCAAGCUCCUAUCUUGAUCAGUUUCUUCAUUGCAAUAUUAAACAUGGCAGAAAAAAUGCCAUCACUCAAGCAUGGUGGAGCCUACUGGUUUACUGAUCUCACAACUCCAGAUUCCUUAUACAUUUUUCCUGUUUUGACUGCAUUGUCAUUCUUGGUAAUAGUAGAGCAUAAUAUUCAAGAAGGCUCUGAUGGUACGCUUGUGGAGAGCAGUACUACCAUGAGAAAUCUCUCUAGGGCUGCUUCUGUUCUUGUAGUCCCUUUCGCCAUGGAACUUCCAAAGGCUAUAUUUUGUUUCUGGCUUACAUCAAAUUUGUUUUCAAUUAUUUAUGGACUUGUUAUUAGAGUUCCCAGCGUAAAGAAAAGCUUAGGUAUUCCUGUAAUAGUCGUUGAUUCAGCACCUGCCGAUGCUCCAGAAUCCCAGCGCUAAAACAAGCUGCAUCAGCGACAUAUUUCAAAGAUCAUUUACCGGUAGAACAUCAAAACAUUCAAAUAAAAGGGUUUUUUCUUCUGUAUCCAUCAGUCAAAGGCUUAAGAGUUAGAAGCUUAGAGAAUUAAUGCAAGAGAAAGGAAGAAAGUAAAAAACAAGCGGUGAUGAAAAUCUAUACACCAUUUUAUCAUCCUCAAGUGAGCAAAAUUUUCUUCUUCGAAGAAUGACGAUGUCUAGGAAUUUUGCCGAGGAAGUUGUAAGUUUUUUUUUUUUUUAAGGCUAAGUUAUAUCAGCUGAGACUCGAAUCCAAAAUCUCUAAACAGGGAGGGGGAUGUAUGCAAAUUUUGCUACGGCUCGUUGGCAAAGAAGUUGGAAGUUUGAACUAUAAUCAAUAUCUAUACAGAAUACACCCAAUUUUGUAAAA